UGAAAGAUACUGAAAUAGCUAUUGGCUACGCUACGCUACUUGAAAUAAUUCCGGCGCGUGCGUUUGCACGUGGACGACGCCUUCAACGAAGUCCAAACACAGCUGCCAGCGUAACCAUCAGCACUGCGUGCGCGCGGGACCAGCUGCCCCGGACACGGCCCAACCUCCGCGUUCAUUUCUCUCUUUUUUCAAGGGUAGGAAUUUCACCGAGGUCCCACUCUGCUUGUGCCCGCCACGCAGCAAGGCACGGCACCAGCUCUGGGACGCAGCUUUCUCUACGCUCUGGUUCCAGCUUUACCACUUUUCAAUUGACUCAAACCACCACUCCUCUCCCAAUCCCGAACAGCCCUCGGGCCCGUGCAGACACAGGAUGAAGACUCAGGCAGGCACGCCAGUGGAUCGUGGGUUAUUAGUAGGGUGAUAUUCUUCAUCCUGGGUCUGGGAACUCUCCUGCCAUGGAACUUCUUCAUGACUGCUAUAACGUACUUCCAGGCUCGUCUCAACAGCACAGAGUGGUCCAACGGCACGGCCCUCCCGCACAGAGAGUACCACUUCGGGAACUGGCUGACCCUGCUGUCCCAGCUGCCUUUGCUCCUCUUCACCCUGCUCAACUCCUUCCUCUACCAGCAGAUCUCAGAGAAGAUGAGGAUCGCUGGCAGCCUGGUCUGCAUCCUCGUCCUCUUCAUUCUCAACGCGUCGCUGGUCAGGGUCCCCAUGGAAAACGAUUGCUUCUUCUCCGUCACCAUGGCAACCAUUUGGUUCAUCAACUCGUUCGGGGCAGUAAUGCAGGGCAGUUUGUUCGGGCUGGUGGGGCAGUUCCCCCAGAAGUACAGCGUCUUCUUCAUGAGUGGUCAGGGAGUGGCGGGCACCUUCGCUACCAUCGCUAUGCUAAUAGCCAUCUCCAGUGGGACGGACCCAGACACUGCUGCCCUGGGGUACUUCAUUACCCCUUGUGGGGGAACCAUCGUCACCUUAUCGUGUUACCUGCUACUGCCACACCUGCCAUUUGCGUGCUAUUAUUUCAACAAAGGCAAAGGAAUGGACGUGGACUGCAACGCUCCACCUUCUCCUGAAGAGAAGCCGCUCCUGAAGGGCGCUAAGCUCAAUGGCUACAGCGGCUACUCCUCGGCUAACGGGCCCGUGGCAGAGGAGCAGCUGACCCCCGGGGGCGCUGACAGCGACACGCGGGCCCUGCUCCCCCAGGACCGCCCCGACACCGAGCGCCAGGUCCCCGCCAAAAAGUCCUCCGUCCUGCAAGUGUUCAAGAAGAUUUGGGUCAUGGCUUUCUCCAUUACGUUUGUGUUCAUCGUCACGCUCUCCGUCUUCCCUGCGGUCACGGUGGACGUGAAGUCUGAGUUCAGCGGGAGGUGGGAGAUCUACUUCGUCCCAGUGUGCUGUUUCCUGAACUUCAACAUAAUGGACUGGCUGAGCAGGACGGCCACGUCGGUGAUUCAGUGGCCCGCUAAGGAGAGUGUCCUGGUCCCGAUCCUGGUGGUGGCGCGCUUGGUCUUCAUCCCGCUGAUCAUGCUGUGCAACGUGCAGUACCGCUCCCACCUGCCCGUGGUCUUCCCCCACGACGCCGCCUUCGCCGUCAUCAUGAUGCUCUUCUCCUUCUCCAGCGGAUACUUCGUCUGUCUGACCAUGUCCUACGCGCCCAUGCUGGUGGAGCCCAAAGACGCGGAGACGGCCGGCGCCCUCAUGACCUUCUUCCUGGCGCUGGGGCUGUCCCUGGGAGCCGGCCUGUCCUUCCCCCUGCGGGCCCUGGUGUAGAGGCCCCGCCCCUCUGCCCAAAAACAGCACGCUCCCCUCCACAGAGGAAGGAAACUCUCUGACUGACAUCCAAAAACUAUUCCCCCCUCCGCCCCCC
Molecule: messenger RNA, 1867 nt
Organism: Anguilla anguilla (European eel)
Lineage: Eukaryota; Metazoa; Chordata; Actinopteri; Anguilliformes; Anguillidae
Product: equilibrative nucleoside transporter 2-like
Exons: 13
Coding region: 469-1770 (433 amino acids)
Biological process (GO): nucleoside transmembrane transport; hypoxanthine transport; guanine transport
Cellular component (GO): plasma membrane; basolateral plasma membrane
Molecular function (GO): nucleoside transmembrane transporter activity
Source: RefSeq, a predicted model, not a curated record